UACAAGUUCACGUGAUCUCCUUUCUUUAAGGGUUUUUAAUUUUUGUUUUCUUUCUAUUUCACUCACUACAUAUAAUUUCUCUAUAUCUAUAUAUAUUUCCUACUUCAUUGCAGAUAGAUUUACACAUUAGCAAUGGAUUCCACUAAAAUCUCAGCUCUUCUUUUCAUUUGCAUGCUUUUCAUUUCCUCAGCUACUCCAGCUCUUGGUUGUCGUUCAUGUCGUAAAGCACAUCCCAAGGCUAAGCCUAUUAAAAAGCCCCAUCCUGUUAAACCCCCAAUCCAUGUAAAACCACCAGUUACAGUCCCUCCGGUCACUGUCCCACCAGUGACAGUCCCACCAGUGACAGUCCCUCCAAUAGUAAAACCACCAGUUACAGUCCCACCAGUGACUGUUCCUCCUGUGAAGCCACCAGUUGAACUCCCUCCGAUUGCAAAACCACCCAUUACAGUCCCACCAGUGACUGUUCCUCCUGUAAAGCCACCUGUUGAUCUCCCUCCAAUUGCUAAGCCACCCAUUACGGUUCCACCAGUGACAGUCCCUCCAGUGACUGUUCCUCCUGUAAAGCCACCUGUUGAUCUCCCUCCAAUUGCAAAGCCACCCAUUACAGUUCCACCAGUGACUGUUCCUCCUGUGAAGCCACCAGUUGAUCUCCCUCCGGUGACUGUUCCUCCUGUGAAGCCACCAGUUGAUCUCCCUCCGGUGACUGUUCCUCCUGUGAAGCCACCAGUUGAGCUCCCUCCAAUUGCAAAGCCACCCAUUACAGUCCCACCAGUGACUGUUCCUCCUGUGAAGCCACCAGUUGACCUCCCCCCAAUUGCAAAACCGCCCAUCACAGUCCCUCCAGUGACCCUCCCAGUCCCUCCAGUUACUGUCCCUCCAGUGACUGUUCCUCCUGUAAAGCCACCAGUUGACCUCCCUCCAAUUGCAAAACCACCCAUCACAGUCCCACCAGUGACUGUUCCUCCUGUGAAGCCACCAGUUGACCUCCCUCCAAUUGCGAAACCACCCAUCACAGUCCCUCCGGUGACAGUCCCAGUCCCUCCAGUUACUGUCCCUCCAGUGACUGUUCCUCCCGUAAAGCCACCAGUUGACCUCCCUCCAAUUGCAAAACCACCCAUCACAGUCCCACCAGUGACCGUCCCAGUCCCACCAGUGACUGUUCCUCCUGUGAAACCACCUAUCAACCUCCCCCCAGUAACAGUGCCACCAGUUACUAGCCCACCAAGUGGGAAACCCUGCCCACCUCCACCAUCAACCAAGGCCACUUGCCCCAUCGACACACUGAAGUUGGGUGCUUGUGUGGACCUACUAGGAGGGGCUGUCCACGUUGGUGUCGGUGACCCUGUCGUAAAUGCAUGCUGCCCGGUCCUUAAGGGACUCGUUGAACUCGAAGCUGCUGUGUGCUUAUGCACCACCCUCAAGCUCAAACUCCUCAAUCUCAAGAUUUAUGCACCCAUUGCUCUUCAGCUUCUCAUCAGUUGUGGGAAAACUCCCCCUCCCGGUUACACUUGCUCUCUCUAGACCUAAGUUGGUAGGUUCUUAUGACGAAAUAGGACAAAUGAGAGGGAGUCACCAUUUUAUCAAUUGAAUUGGAAAGCUAUGCUGGCUAGGCUCUUAUUUUUAAUACCAAUUCUUUUUUUUUUUAGUUAUUUUUAAAGAUUAUUGCAGGUGUGUUUUUUUAUUAUUAUUAUAAAAAACAGUGUUAUUUCGUAUCAGUUAACUCUUGAAUUAUUUGUAAUUUUAUAUUUAAAUGAAUGUUUUGAGUUGUUGCUAA
This is a messenger RNA of Gossypium raimondii (Peruvian cotton), 1774 nucleotides long. RefSeq names its product repetitive proline-rich cell wall protein 2. The transcript has 2 exons. NCBI's taxonomy places the organism in Eukaryota, Viridiplantae, Streptophyta, Magnoliopsida, Malvales, Malvaceae. The record is from RefSeq and is a predicted model, not a curated record. The coding region runs from base 133 to 1521 and encodes 462 amino acids.